Messenger RNA from Nicotiana attenuata, 1048 nucleotides. RefSeq lists its product as uncharacterized. Lineage: Eukaryota; Viridiplantae; Streptophyta; Magnoliopsida; Solanales; Solanaceae. Bases 182 to 739 code for a protein of 185 amino acids. The transcript has 3 exons. The record is from RefSeq and is a predicted model, not a curated record.
ACCCUUAGUAAUUCAUACACAUACUUGUUUAAUUGCUCAAAGUGCAUGUAAAUAUCUGCCUCUAUAAAUUGCGUUUCAGAUCACUUGCAUUAUGUAGGGAAACACAAAACCGAAAACACUUGAAAGGCAAUAGAGUUGAUAAGUCUCCCAUCUAUAACUUACUACAUAACAAGUUCUCGACAUGGCUUCAUUCCAUAGCUUGAAGACUUUGGCCAUUGUUGUUCUUACAAUUUCCUCCUUUGUGCAAGUCGCUCUAGGGGAUAUAGCAUGCGAGAACUUAAACGAAGACUCAUGUGCAUUCGCAAUAUCAAGCAAUGGGAAGCGUUGCGUGCUAGAAAAACAUCUGCGAAGGAGUGGUGAAGAAGAAUAUAUAUGCCGCACAUCAGAAAUAGAGGCUGAUAAUAAGCUCAAAGAUUGGAUUGAAAGCGAUGAAUGCAUUGAGGCAUGCGGCGUCGAUAGAAACUCCCUCGGCAUUUCUUCCGACGAACUCCUAGAAUCUCGCUUUACUAACAAGCUUUGCUCCCCUGCCUGCUACAAACACUGCCCUAACAUUGUUGACCUCUACUUCAACCUUGCCGCUGGUGAAGGUGUAUAUCUUCCCAAGUUGUGCGCAGAACAAGGGAAAAGUGCAAGGCGAGAAAUAGCGGAGAUCAGAAGCUCGGGAUUGGUGGCGCCAGCUCCGGAAUCAGAAGUCAAGCCCAGCAAUUUCAUGAUUGCUCGGGCAAUGCCUCCUUUCUAAAUUCGAUAAAGAUUAAAUAUAUUCAGCUCUACAAGUAUACAAUGGUCUUUAGUUGUAUUGUAGUAUGAAAAUAAGGACUCUGGGCAGGCCCAGUUAAUAUUACAUUUGAAUCUAGGUAUGGUUUGUUAGUUGUUACAUUUCAGUAUAAGCAUAUACAAUAUUUAUAAGGUAGGUGGAGAAAUGCCUCAGAGAUACAAUGGCAUUCCCCCUGUCCAGCCCAUUUUCCUCUAUUUUUGUAAUGGAGUAUGAAUAUACUACUUAAUAGCGCUUAAAUAGUGCUUUUCUAUGAAGUGGAGUACUUUCUUGGUC